AUGGCCGCCGCUGCUGCAUCUGCAGCUGAGCUCGAUCCGAGCAACAGCUCAAAGAACACCCUCAAACUCGAAAACACCGAAAAGCGAGACACCUUGAUUGCGAUCGAAAAGAAGUACCAGGCACAAUGGAAGGAAAACAAGGUCUUCGAAGUCAAUGCGCCCUCGUUCGAGGAAGCCCCCCAGGGCUCUAUGACCCCCGACGAACUCCGUGAGAAGUACCCCAAGUUCUUCGGUACCAUGGCCUAUCCUUACAUGAACGGUACUCUGCAUGCCGGACACAGUUUCACUGCCAGUAAGGUAGAGUUUAUGGCUGGAUUUGCCCGCAUGGAGGGCAAGCGUGCCCUUUUCCCUCUGGGUUUCCACUGCACCGGUAUGCCCAUCAAGGCCUGUGCCGAUAAGCUUGCCAACGAGGUCAAAAAGUUCGGCCAAAACUUCGAAGGAUACAACGAGGAGGAAGAGGCUGCCAAGGACACCAUCCCAGCACCCACACAAGAGGUCAAUGCCCAGACCGAGAAGUUCUCCGGCAAGAAGAGCAAGGCCGCUGCCAAGACCGUGAAGAUGAAGUACCAAUUCCAGAUCAUGUUGGCAAUUGGUGUUCCUCUGGAGGAUAUUCACAAGUUCGCCGAUGCCGCUCACUGGCUAGACCACUUCCCCCCUCUUGCCAUCCGUGAUCUUGACAGCAUGGGUGCCCGUGUCGACUGGCGCCGACAGUUCGUCACCACCGACGCCAACCCCUACUACGAUGCUUUCGUGCGCUGGCAGAUGAACCGUCUGCAUGAGCUUGGAAAGAUCAUGUACGGCAGCCGCUACACCAUUUACUCGCCUAAGGACGGUCAGCCUUGUAUGGAUCACGACCGCACUGAAGGUGAGGGUGUCGGUCCCCAGGAAUACUCUGCUAUCAAGCUUCAGGUCAAGGAGUGGUCUCCCAAAAUGACCGAGCUUGUGAAGGGUAAGAUUGAGGAUGACGCCAAGGUCUACUUCAUUCCUGCUACUCUACGGCCCGAGACUAUGUAUGGCCAGACUAGCUGCUUCGUCGGCCCCAAGAUUAACUAUGGACUCUUCAAGCUGAAGGACAAAGAGUACGCUGUGGUCACCAAGCGUGCUGCCUGGAACAUGGCUUUCCAGGGCCACUUCUUCGGCGAGAAGUUCCCCAAGACUCAAGACGAACUUCCACAAGUUCUUGAGGCACCGGGUUCUGCCUUCGUUGGAACCCUGGUCAACGCUCCCCUUUCUUUCCACACCGAGGGUAUCCGCAUUCUGCCCAUGGAGAGUGUUUCAGCCUCCAAGGGUACUGGUGUUGUCAGCUGUGUGCCCUCCGACAGCCCCGAUGAUUACGCAACUAUCAUGGAUCUGGCCAAGAAGGCUGAAUACUACGGCAUUAAGAAGGAAUGGGCUGAGCUGGAGAUUUUCCCCCUUAUCGAAACCCCCACCUACGGCAACCUGACCGCCGCUGCUUUGGUCAAAGAAUUGAAGAUCAACUCUCCCAAGGACGCCGUUCUUCUUGCUAAGGCCAAGGAGCUGGCCUAUAUGGAAGGAUUCUACAAGGGUACCAUGCUGGUUGGCGAGUUCAAGGGUGAGUCAGUCCAAGAAGCCAAGGACAAGGUCCGCCAGGCUCUUUACGCCAGUGGCGAUGCUUUCCCCUUCGCGGACCCCAUGGGCAAGGUUGUCAGCCGUAGUGGUGACGACUGUGUCGUUGCCUACCUGGGACAGUGGUUCCUGAACUACGGCGAGAACGAUGCCGAGUGGCAGCAGGAGACCCUGAACCACGUUGUCAACAACCUCAACACCUACUCCGCCGAGUGCAAGAAUGGAUUCGAGAAGAACCUGUCAUGGCUGAACCGCUGGGCUUGUGCCCGAACCUACGGCCUUGGGUCUCAGCUGCCAUGGGACAAGCAGUUCCUGGUCGAGAGUCUGAGUGACAGUACCGUGUACAUGGCCUACUACACCAUUGCCCACCUCCUACACGGUGAUCGCUACGGUAAGACCACUGGUUCCCUGAAGAUCACCGCAGACCAAAUGACCGAUGAGGUCUGGGACUACGUCUUUACCCGCCGCGAGAUCAGCGACGAGCUUGUCUCCAAGAGCGGUAUCAGCAAGGAAUCUCUGCAGCAAAUGCGCCGCGAGUUCGAAUACUGGUACCCUCUGGAUGUCCGUGUUUCCGGCAAGGACUUGAUCCAAAACCAUUUGACUUUCUUCCUGUACAUCCACAUUGCUCUCUUCCCCAAGGAGUACUGGCCCCGUGGUGUCCGUGCCAAUGGUCACUUGCUCCUCAACGGUGAGAAGAUGAGUAAGAGUACCGGUAACUUCCUGACUCUUAAGGAUGCCGUCGACAAGUUCGGCGCUGACGCUACCCGUAUUGCAUUUGCUGAUGCUGGUGACAGCAUUGAGGAUGCUAACUUUGAAGAGAGCGUCGCCAACAGCAACAUUCUGCGUCUCUACACCCUGAAGGAGUGGAUCGAGGAGAUCGUCAAGGACGAGACUCUUCGUACCGGUGCUGCCGAUGCCUUCGCUGACAAGCUCUUCAACAAUGAGCUUAGCGGUCUGGUCCGCGAGACCCACAAGCACUACCAGGACACUAACUUCAAGCUUGCUCUGAAGUCUGGCCUGUACGACUUCACCAGUGCCCGUGACAGCUACCGUGAGGCUGCCACUGCUGCUGGCGUUGGCAUGCAUCGCGAUACAGUCCUGCGCUACAUCGAGCUGCAGGUCCUCAUGCUUGCUCCCAUCAUUCCCCACUGGGCUGAACACAUCUGGCUCACGGUCCUCAAGAAGUCCGAGUCUAUUCACUUCGCCCAGUUCCCCACCGUGCCCGAGCCUUCGCACGAGCUGACCGCCGCUCAAAACUACGUCCGUGGCACCGCAAGCAACAUCAUGGGUUCAGAGGCCAACUUCGCCAAGAAGCUCUCCAAGGGCAAGGCCGCGACCUUUGAUCCCCGCAAGCCCAAGAAGCUUACCAUUUACGUUGCCAAGAAGUUCCCCGCCUGGCAGGAGAAGUACAUUGAUUUAGUGCGCGAUGCCUUCGACGCGCUUACCAUCUCUUUCGACGACAAGGAGCUCAACUCCAAGGUUGGCAAGCUCGGUGAAAUGAAGAAGGCCAUGCCCUUCGUCCAGACCCUGAAGCGCCGCCUGGUUAAUGGCCGGGAAGCUCCUGAAAACGUCUUCGAACGCAAGCUUCCCUUCGACGAGUUUGCCGUUAUCGCCGAGAUGGUGGUUGGUCUCAAGCGCACUGGUGGCUUCCGAGAAAUCGAUGUCAUUGCUGUUGAUGAGGGUGGCAAGACUGGUGAGGUUGUUGGCACUGGUGAGAAGCGCGAGGGUCUGUCGGCUGAGAACGCAGUGCCUGGACAACCCACAUUCCAGUUCACCAACGUCGAGUAG
Messenger RNA from Penicillium soppii, 3375 nucleotides. Its product is annotated as leucine--tRNA ligase CDC60. Gene Ontology annotation, molecular function: ATP binding; aminoacyl-tRNA deacylase activity; leucine-tRNA ligase activity. Bases 1 to 3375 code for a protein of 1124 amino acids. NCBI's taxonomy places the organism in Eukaryota, Fungi, Ascomycota, Eurotiomycetes, Eurotiales, Aspergillaceae. The transcript is spliced from 2 exons. The record is from RefSeq and is a predicted model, not a curated record. Gene Ontology annotation, biological process: leucyl-tRNA aminoacylation.